Aethina tumida (small hive beetle) is the source of this 1610-nucleotide messenger RNA. Its product is annotated as UDP-glycosyltransferase UGT5. The coding region runs from base 1 to 1575 and encodes 524 amino acids. The transcript has 4 exons. The record is from RefSeq and is a predicted model, not a curated record. Gene Ontology annotation, molecular function: UDP-glycosyltransferase activity. Lineage: Eukaryota; Metazoa; Arthropoda; Insecta; Coleoptera; Nitidulidae.
AUGACUAAAAAAUUCGGAGUAGUGCUAACUUUGUUAGUUUUUGUAAGUUUCUGCAGCGGAUAUAAACUUUUAUUAGUAUUUCCUGUACCUUCAAGAAGUCAUUUCAAUUUAGGAAGUGCAUUGGCACGAGGUUUGGCUAAUGCAGGACACGAUGUAACACUUCUAAGCCCUUAUAAUGAUAAAUAUGUUCCCACUAAUGGAACGUAUAGACCAAUAGAGUUGAACGAAAUUGCAGAAGAAUAUAACAAAUAUGGAAUGGACAUGUUUACCUUCGGUGAAUCAACCACAAAAUUAUUUAAAAUGUUCACCGAUUUAAUUAACCUAAUAUCUAGGGGUACUUUAGGGUCUCCUAAGGUUAAGAAAUUGCUCGAUAAUGGAGAGACAUUUGAUGCAGUCAUUUUGGAAGAAUUUACCACAGACGCGUUGAAAGUAUUUAGACAUCUGUUUAAGGCACAUUUAAUUGCUUACAGUAGCGUUGGCCCAAACUCAAUGGUUAAUGAUCUCGUUGGAAACCCAUCUCCGUUGUCGUUUAUACCAGAAAUGAAUUCAGGUUUACCCAUGAAAAUGUCGUUCUUCCAAAGAGUUUACAAUCUUUGGAUUCAUGUGUUCUUCAAAGUGUUCUUUGCGCUGGCCAUGCCCAAUCAGGAAAUACUUCUUAAAGAAUAUUAUCCGGACUCUCCGUCCAUAGAGGAUUUGAAGAAAAAUAUAUCGUUGGUCUUAAUGAAUUCGCAUGUGAGUAAUUUUCAACCGGUGCCAACAGUUCCCAAGAUGGUGGCUAUAGGCGGUUACCACGUGCAGCCUCCGAAAGGGCUUCCCAAAGAUUUGAAAGAUUAUUUGGAUAAUGCCGAACAUGGUGUUGUGUACUUUAGUAUGGGCUCUGUUUUAAAGAGCAAAAAUAUGCCGAGGGAAAAAAUCGACGUUCUUAUUGGAGCGUUCAAACAACUUAAGCAGAAAGUGCUUUGGAAAUGGGAGGAGGAUAAUUUACCAGGAAUACCAGAUAAUGUAAGAACAAUGAAGUGGGUCCCGCAAGCAGAUGUUUUAGCCCACCCUAACGUAAAGCUAUUUAUAACACACAGUGGUUUACUCAGUACCACUGAAACAAUUUACUAUGGAAAACCUGUAUUGUGUAUACCAAUUUUUGGAGAUCAGCCGAUAAACGCCCAGAAUAUGGUGAACCAUGGAUUUGCUCUGCGCCAUGAUUACAAAGAUCUGACAAAUUCCGAAGAGUUUUUGUCUAAAAUAAACGAAAUGCUGAACAAUCCUAAGUACUAUGAAAAUGCUCAGAUGAGAUCCAAAAUUAUGCAUGACAGAAAAGUUAGGCCUAUCGAUGAAGCCGCCUUUUGGGUUGAAUAUGUGAUACGACACAAUGGUGCUGAACAUCUUCGUGUGGCUGGUGAAGACUUGACGUGGUACCAAUAUCUUCUUAUUGAUGUUGUGCUUUUGGUAUCUGCUGUGGUACUACUAGUAUUGACAGGAUGUUUUGUACUUUUGAGAUGUAUUACUAGAAAAAUUUUAGGCAAAUAUUGUAGGUGCAAAAGUACAAGUGAGAAGAAUAAGAAAAUCAAGAAGAAUUAGUUUAAUCUUUUUUGUUAUAUAUUGUUAUAUAAAUU